Messenger RNA from Micropterus salmoides (largemouth bass), 3393 nucleotides. Its product is annotated as mitogen-activated protein kinase kinase kinase kinase 5-like. Gene Ontology annotation, molecular function: MAP kinase kinase kinase kinase activity; ATP binding. NCBI's taxonomy places the organism in Eukaryota, Metazoa, Chordata, Actinopteri, Centrarchiformes, Centrarchidae. The record is from RefSeq and is a predicted model, not a curated record. Gene Ontology annotation, biological process: protein phosphorylation. Bases 221 to 2794 code for a protein of 857 amino acids. The transcript is spliced from 32 exons.
CAGGAAGGUGUGUGUGUGAGAGAGUAGCUGAACACCACACAUCAAGACGGUGAAACAAAGAGACGCCGAGCAACUUCUCUCAGCCGCUCACUGUUUCUGACAGUUUUGUUGCCUGUAGACGUAGAUGUAGCCGCAGAGUGUGUGAAUGUGUGUGUGUGUGAGAGAGAGAGAGAGAGUGUGUGACAUGCCUGAGGAAGAAUAUUAGCAACAUAAAUAUCGAAUGGAUUUCCAACACAGGGCGGCUCUGGAUAUCUCCACCAGGAACCCUCAGGAUGAUUUUGAGAUCCUGCUGAGAGUCGGAGGAGGAACCUACGGAGAAGUUUACAAGGCGCGUAACAAGCAGAAUGGAGAGCUGGCAGCCAUCAAAGUCAUCAAGAUGGAACCAGAGGAUGAUUUUUCUAUCAUCCAGCAGGAAAUUGUCAUAGUGAAAAGUUGCAAACAUCCCAACAUAGUGGCAUAUUAUGGCAGCUACAUACGAGCUAAUAAACUGUGGAUCUGUAUGGAGUUCUGUGGAGGAGGCUCCCUCCAGGAUGUCUACCAUGUGACUGGUCCUCUGUCUGAGCCGCAGAUCGCCUACAUCUGCAGGGAGAUGCUACAGGGCCUGGACUACCUGCAUGCACAGAAGAAGAUUCACAGAGACAUCAAGGGUGCCAACAUCCUCCUCAAUGAUCAGGGCGAGGUCAAGCUGGCUGACUUUGGGAUCUCCGCUCAGAUCACAGCCACUCUGGCCCGGCGGAUGUCCUUCAUCGGAACGCCAUAUUGGAUGGCACCAGAGGUGGCAGCAGUGGAGAUUAAAGGCGGCUACAAUGAACUGUGUGACAUAUGGUCUGUGGGUAUCACAGCCAUAGAGCUGGCAGAGCUACAGCCGCCAUUGUUUGAUGUCCACCCACUGCGGGUCCUGUUUCUCAUGUCCAAGAGCGGCUACCAGCCUCCUAAACUGAAGGACAAGUCUAAAUGGUCAUCCAUGUUUUAUAACUUUGUAAAAGCCAUGUUGGUGAGGAACCCGAAGAAGAGACCCAGCGCCUCCAAGAUGCUCUCACACUUGUUUUUGACCCAGCAAUGCCUGAACCAGGAACUGAUCCUGGACCUGCUAGAGAAAUGUCGACACCCUGAGAAACUGAAAACCUGCCUGGUGACAGAGGACGAAGAGAUGGAGGUGAUGGUGCCUGGAUCUUUAAAGAGGAUCCAGUCUAUCAACAAACACAACCGGGCAGAGAGGACAAACUCUGACAUAAGCUUGGAACAAAUCUACACACAGAGGCCUGUGAAGAAAGAUUCACCAGACACAACGUUAAGGCCUUCACCAGGAUCAACCGGCAGUAGCAAGAGUCCGAUGAGGGAUCCAGACACAGACUCAGACGAUGACUACGAUGAUGUGGAUAUCCCUACGAUGCAAGCCACAAGUCUCACGAUGCCAGCUGAUGAAAUCCCACCUCCUCUUCCUCCAAAGCCUAAAGCGAGGACCAGCUCAGAGGAAAGCAUUGCGGGGGAAGAUGACCGAGCGAGGAAACCCUGCUCUCUUUAUGCCCCCAACACUCUCAUGAGGACCUCCAGUGGGACGCAUGUCCGACCUACGCCCAAACCCCGAUCUUCACGACACUCAGACCCCGCAUCCUUCUCUCCCCGGUUGAAUGACAACCCGGCAGACCUCCUUCCUCCUGAGCUCCCCCCUAAAGGCAUACGAAGACGGCAACCCCCAUCAAAGGACCCCGUUGAGUGUGCCAGCCCCGUCAUGAAGAAACCUCCUGUCUACUUUAAAAAGGUCUUCCAUGGCUGCCCUCUUAAAAUAAACUGCUCCACAUUCUGGGAAAACCCGGCUACCAGAGAUCAGCAUCUGAUCCUGGGGGCAGAGGAAGGAAUCUACACCCUGAACCUCCACGGCUCUGAGGCCACGCUGGAGCUGUUGUAUCCCGGGAAGUGUACCUGGGUCUACACCAUUAAUAACGUCCUCAUGUCUGUAUCAGGUAAAUCAUCGUAUCUUCACUCCCAUUUACUGAAGGAGUUGUAUGAACAGGCUCGGAAAGACCAGAGGAUGGUUGCCUUGCCGACUCACAGACUCUUACCAAGGAAAUGUGCAGUGACAUGUAAAAUACCUGAUACCAAAGGCUGCAAGACCUGCUCAGUUGCAAGUAACAUGCAGCGAGGCUCUGUGUUCCUGUGCUGCGCUCUGGAGUCCAGUGUAGUGCUGCUGCAGUGGUACGAACCCAUGCACAAGUUCAUGCUCAUUAAGAAUUUUGAAUUCCCCCUGCCCAACCCUGUGCGGGUGUUUGAGAUGGUGAUGAUGCCCCAGCAGGAGUACCCGCUGGUGUGUAUCGGCGUCUCUCGGGGGUCCAGCCCCAAUCUGCCAGUCAUUGUAGAAUACAUCAACCUCAACUCCAACACAUCCUGGUUCACCAACUCUGGCCUGGAGAAACCUUGCCCAGAUGUAGUUCAAGUAAGGCAGUUGGACAGUAGCUCACUGCUCAUCCUCAUAGAAAAAUCGGUACAUAUAGUUGGUCUGGAGGGGGAGCUGAAGAGCAACAGGCAUCCGCCACAUGAGACCACCUUCUCUCAUAAUGUUGAGUCUAUAGUGUAUUUGGAGGACACAUUGCUGGCAGUGUGGCGUCACGGCUGGCAGAGGAGAAGACAAGGUUUCACUGAGGUGCUGGAGGAAAACACUGACCCCAGGAAGAUCUACAGACUGGUGCAAAAAGACAGGAUGGUCGUCUUGGAGACGCGUCAGACCGAGGACCAGACGGGGUUGUCCAACCUGUAUGUCCUGGAUAUUGCUGAGAACUACGUCAUGCUGCCCUGACUCUCCUGUCUGCUGGCACAGGACACUGUGGGAAAAUCCCAACUCGUCUUCUAUAUUAAUGCCUCUACCCAGGACUUCAUCAGUCAUCAUUAACUUUGACAGACAUGGAUGCGCUGCCACAGUAUUUUAUUUUCUAAUGGGAAGAGAGGAGAAAUGUCAGAAGGAAAUGACGAGAGGAUGUUGCAAAUUCAUACUGACCCAAAAGGAUUGUUGUGUUGUAGCCUUUAUCCCUCAAUCUGGGGGAGUCUGCUCUUAUUUAUGCUAAUUUCAACUUGGUUUGUGAAAUCCAGAACAAUCUACAUAAUUCAGACAGCUGAGAAAACCCUAAAUUAAUAGUAAAGGAAGGUCCUCAUCUGACACCAAAGAGGAUUAUCAACUUUCAUCUGCCUUCAGUAUUGUCAAUCACCUCAGCAGCCACCUGCAGGGGACUGAAACAUAUGGCUUCCCGAAGAUGCCACAUGCAAGCAGGAAGGACUGGAGCUUAGCAGCACUGCUGUUGCUCAUGAUGUGUGUUUUGUAACCUCCGUUUGUAUAUCAGUGUUGGAUCAAAGAUACACACUUAUCACUCCAUUACACUGUAAUAAAGUUAAUUAACACAA